UGUUUUUAAUUUUGCUGCGGCCUAAACAAGUUUGAUAAAUAAAAGAAAGUAAGGUGAAUAGUGGAUGUGGUUGGAUCCAGCGAUGGGCGACGUAUAAAUACAAGAAGAGAACGCAGGCUGCAAGCAUGCAUGCUCUCUCUCCUGCCCUUUCUGAUCUGUGUGUGUGUGAGUGUAGUUGUUGUGUAAGUACCAAAUGGCUUGCUUGGACUCGUACAAGAGCCCAGAUCAGAAGGGACACUACCCGCCGAUGAGCCCAAGACUGUCCUUUUCCAAUGACUUCGUCGAAUCCCAUCACUCCACCAACACCAACACCCAUAUUAGUCAACAUCAAAACAUCCCUCCAAAUAUUUCGGUCUCCGACGACUUCGAAUUCUCUGCACUCACCAAUCCCAGUAAUCACACAAUGACCGCCGCCGACGAACUCUUCUUCAAGGGGAAAUUGUUGCCCACUCUCAGAGAUGAGCUUCUCCUUCAGGACGACGACGACGACGACGCUAUUGUAGUGCCGUCGUUCGUGCCCCCGAAAGGCCUACCAAAAUGGAAAGAGUUUCUCAGCCUCAAGAGAUCGGUUGUUGAUGGGCGCUGCACGGGCACGGGCACGGGCACCGACAACGACAACAAUCAAGGCAAAAUGCCCAAGUUGGCCCUCCAUGAUAAGUCGUCGCAUCUUGACAUGACUUUGUAGAUCGAUCAGAAACUUAACUGGAACUGUGCACCUUUUUCCUUUUGUUGUUUAUGGUUCUUAUGAUGGUGUUGGUAUAUCAGCUGGGCUGUUUCUGUACAAAUUUGUUGAAUGUUUGUUUGCAAUUAAUCGUUCGAUGUCUAUAGUGUUCUUGGCCCAUAUUCGUUAUUUUACUGCAUGAAUGCUUUUGUGUGGCGCUUUGUUUCUUCCAUCCCCUACUCACUUGAGGAAAAUAUUUGGAUCUA
This is a messenger RNA of Cucurbita maxima (winter squash), 927 nucleotides long. RefSeq lists its product as uncharacterized. The record is from RefSeq and is a predicted model, not a curated record. Lineage: Eukaryota; Viridiplantae; Streptophyta; Magnoliopsida; Cucurbitales; Cucurbitaceae. The transcript has a single exon. Bases 194 to 685 code for a protein of 163 amino acids.